Molecule: messenger RNA, 1671 nt
Organism: Nakaseomyces glabratus
Lineage: Eukaryota; Fungi; Ascomycota; Saccharomycetes; Saccharomycetales; Saccharomycetaceae
Gene: HNM1
Product: Hnm1p
Biological process (GO): amino acid transport; transmembrane transport
Cellular component (GO): membrane
Molecular function (GO): transmembrane transporter activity
Source: RefSeq, a predicted model, not a curated record
AUGUCACCUCGAGAUAUUGAGCGGACUUCUAUAACAAGUCAACAGGAUUCUAUUCUUGAUGGCCAAUUUGAAGCCAAAAAUGGUAAAAAAAUAAUAGAACAAGAGCAAUCAAUAGACGGCGAAGUCCACUUGAGGAAAUCCUUCUCUCUUUGGUCAAUCCUUGGUGUUGGUUUUGGCUUAACAAACUCAUGGUUCGGUAUUUCUGCAUCUAUGGUUACUGGUAUCAACUCCGGUGGGCCUAUGAUGAUCGUCUAUGGUAUUAUAAUCAUUGCAUUGAUAUCAGUUUGUAUUGGUGUGUCCCUUGGUGAAUUGUCCUCUGCAUACCCGCAUGCUGGUGGCCAAUUCUGGUGGUCAUUGAAAUUGGCCCCAACAAAACACAAAAGAUUUGCAGCUUACUUAUGUGGUUCAUUUGCAUAUGCUGGUUCAUUAUUUACAAGUGCUUCUACUACCUUGUCUGCUGCUACUGAAUUAGUUGGUAUGUACGUGCUAACUCACCCAGAAUUCACACCAAAGAGAUGGCAUAUUUUUGUCUGUUUUGAACUAUUGCAUCUAUUCUUGAUGUUGUUUAAUUGUUAUGGUAAAUCUUUACCUCUAAUUUCCGCAUCUUCGCUAUACAUUUCCUUGACAUCCUUUUUUGUCAUUACAGUUACAGUUCUUGCUUGCUCAUCAGGUAAAUUCAACGAUGCCAAGUUCGUAUUUGCAACAUUUUAUAACGAAACUGGCUGGAAGAAUAGUGUCAUAGCGUUUAUUGUUGGUUUAAUUAACCCUGCUUGGUCUUUCUCUUGCUUGGACUGUGCUACUCAUAUGGCCUUUGAAGUUGAGAAACCAGAAAGAGUGAUACCAAUUGCUAUUAUGGGUACAAUUGCCAUCGGCUUCUUGACAUCGUUUUGCUAUGUCAUUGCCAUGUUCUUCUCCAUUCGUGAUUUGGAUGCGCUAUUAGCCUCUAAUACAGGUGCUCCAAUCCUAAAUAUCUAUGAACAAGCCACCAACAGUAAAGCUGGAGCCAUUGUUUUGGGGUGUCUAGUGCUAAUAACAUCAUUUGGUUGUAUCAUUGCCUGUCACACAUGGCAAGCAAGAUUAGGUUGGUCAUUUGCUAGAGACAAUGGUCUACCUUACUCCAAGUAUUGGUCUCAAGUUAACCCUAACGCUGGUGUACCUUUAAAUGCCCACUUAAUGUCUUCAGCUUUGAUUGCCCUUAUUGGUGUUUUGUAUUUAGCCUCCACUACUGCUUUCAACUCAUUGAUCACAGGUUGCAUCGCCUUCUUACUAUUAUCAUAUAUCAUACCAGUCAUUUGCCUUCUAAUGCGUAAGCGUCAAAUAAGGCAAGGACCAUUCUGGCUAGGGAAAUUCGGUCUAUUUUCAAACAUUGUCCUGUUAGGAUGGACACUAUUUGCUAUAGUGUUCUUCUCAUUCCCACCAGUACUACCAGUAUCAAAGGAUAAUAUGAACUAUGUGUCGGUAGUAAUUGUGGGCUACACUGUAUAUGCCAUUGCAUAUUGGGAGUUCAAGGGUAAGAAGGAAUUCCAUGCUGUAGAGGAAGAAGAAAGUGAGGAUGAUAUUGAUGUCAAUGAGUCUAACAUUGAAAUUAUCAAUGAUUACCACGAUUCAAACUCUGUCAAUAAUAUUAUUCACCAUCACUACGACAAGGUGGGUUUGGAUACCAAGCAUUGA